Molecule: messenger RNA, 924 nt
Organism: Laccaria bicolor S238N-H82
Lineage: Eukaryota; Fungi; Basidiomycota; Agaricomycetes; Agaricales; Hydnangiaceae
Exons: 2
Coding region: 1-780 (259 amino acids)
Biological process (GO): pyridoxine biosynthetic process
Molecular function (GO): pyridoxamine phosphate oxidase activity; FMN binding
Source: RefSeq, a predicted model, not a curated record
AUGAUUCGGCCUCGAUUGCUUGCGAUAUCCAUUUCACCUUUUUUGCGUAGAUCCCACCAACUGAGCAUGGAAGCAGUCAUCUCGCAACCAGCACCAGAUAAACUACAAGUCUUACCACACACUCAAUAUGUUACACCAGACCACCUCACCCCGGAAAACGCGCCAGCAUCUCCUCUUGACCAAUUCAAAACUUGGUUUAAGGAAGCAGUGGAGGGUGGCGUCGUCGCUGAGCCAGAGGCAAUGUCUCUUUCGACCGCAACACCCAAUGGAAUACCAUCAGCCCGCAUCGUGCUCUUCAAACAACUAGAUUCCCAUGGCUUCGUAUUUUACACCAACUACACCUCUCGCAAAUCUCGGGAACUUCUAUCUAACCCAAAUGCGGCAUUGGUAUUCUACUGGAGGGAGGUUCACAGGUCUGUCAGAAUCCUUGGGAGGGUAGAGAAGCUGACACCGGAGGAGAACGAUCAAUACUUCCAAAGCCGACCUCUGGGAAGUCAAGUGGGAGCUUGGGCGAGCAAGCAGAGUAAGGUUAUAGGUGAAGGAGAUAUAGCCGCCCGGUUUAAAAAGGUGGAGGAACGGUUUGGCGUGCAUGAAGAAGGGGAAUUAUUGGAGGGCCGCAUCCCGACUCCUGAUUUCUGGGGUGGGUGGCGAGUCGUUCCAAAUGAAGUAGAGUUUUGGUGCGGAAAGCCUUCUCGUCUGCACGAUCGUAUUCGUUACCUUCGCGUCAACGGCGCCUCGGAAGAUACCCCACAAUGGAAAAUAGAGAGGUUAUCACCAUAAUCUGUGGCCAGACAUUGGAACUUAGAGUCAAAUACUUGUGUGGGGGCCAGACUGGAUAUAAGAUUACAUUGAUACUUCGCCUUGCCUUGUUGUUGCUUCCAAAUGCCCUCAAGCAAAUCUUAAUGCAGCCAAAUAUUCUGGUUC